Lottia gigantea (owl limpet) is the source of this 1740-nucleotide messenger RNA. RefSeq lists its product as hypothetical. Gene Ontology annotation, cellular component: membrane. NCBI's taxonomy places the organism in Eukaryota, Metazoa, Mollusca, Gastropoda, Lottiidae. Gene Ontology annotation, molecular function: glutamate-gated receptor activity. The coding region runs from base 1 to 1740 and encodes 579 amino acids. The transcript has 10 exons. The record is from RefSeq and is a predicted model, not a curated record.
AUGCAGGACUGUAUGAAACAUCAAUGUGAAUUCUUCGAAGUUCAAUGGUUCAAUGAUUUAUCUCUACCAGAUGAGUUGAUGACAAUAGAGAAAGAAUACAGGCCGGAUACGGACCUAUCUACCAUCUUUAGUCAGAUGGAUACCAGCCGUAAUCUACUCGAGUUUAAUGUUCUCCUCAUCUGUUCUGAAGAUUGUAUUAAUGAAGUUUUAAAUCAGGGAAAUGAAUACGAGAAGGCUACAGACAGUUUUACAUCAUUUAAACACAGAUCCAGAUGGCUCAUAUUUACUUACCAAUGGAUACACGAUAGACAAUUACACGUGCAUUUAGAUCACGUGACUGUUAUUGACCUAAAUCAAUCUUUAACGGAACCUUUUUGUAUACAUUCUCUAAUGUGGCGAGAGGGAAGGAGACGAGAGUUCUCUUGUCGAUGGUUGGAGAGGCACAUCAUUAAUCCGGAAGCUCUAUUUCCCAAUGUUAAUCAGGGAUUAAAUGGUCGAGUGUUUAGAGUAGUUACUAAAAUAUGGCCGCCGUAUACGAUAAGAAAGAACGAGACGGUAUUCGAUGGAUUAUGUAUUGAGUUAUUAGAAAUAAUCUCCCAGACUCUUAAUUUCAGCUACACCAUACGUCUGUCUCCAGACGGUCAGUGGGGGUUGAAUGAUCGAGGCAACUGGACUGGGUUGAUUGGGUGUUUAGUCCGGAAGGAGGCUGACCUGAUGGUAGCUGCUAUAGGUAUCUCUAAAGAAAGAGAGGACGUCAUGGAUUUCACAUUCCCCUAUCUCUUCAACCAUGGGGUGGCCAUGUUCAAACUCCGUAAUAACCCAGAAGACGAGAAAUGGCAGACGUUGCUAAAACCGUUUACACUCGGCGUUUUAGCUUGUAUCGGAGCGGCAUUGAUUACAGCCGGGGUAAUAUACCAUCUGAUAGAGAAGUUUAAUCCAUAUUACACCAAGCCACCAACUCUGACGUUCUGGUAUAGGAUAGAAUAUCUAUAUGGUGCUUUAUUAGCACAUGGUUGUGGAAAUUUACCUGAAGAUCUUGCUGGUCGAAUGUUUGUCGGGUGUUGGUGGGUAUUCUGUAUCGUACUGGCAGCGUCUUACAGUGGGACCCUUAUUGCUACCCUGGCAGUCAAUAUAGAGCAGUACCCUUUCGAAACCCUGGACGAGAUGCUAGAGCAGAAUAAUUAUAGAUGGGGUUGUAUGGGUAAUACCCUUUUUAUACCCUUAUUCAGCAAUACAUCAAAUACACGAUUCAAGGCGAUAUGGGACGGUAUAGUUCAGUUUAACCUAACAAACCCCGCCGUGUUGAGUGAAACAAUAGGGGAACAGUUUAACCUGGUCCAAAACGAGGAGUAUGUGUUCCUCGGAGAUGAGUCGAUCUAUGAAGAUUUAUCCCGGAAAGACUGUCAAAUCAAGGUCCUGAAAGAAAGAUAUUUCUCUAUUGAUUUUGCUUUCGGUUUACAGAAUAAUUCCCCAUAUACUGGCCAGUUCUCUCAAGUGUCGUUGAUGAUCCUUGAAAGUCAUUUAGUAGAGACGUUGAGAAGAAAAUGGUGGCGAAGAGAGGCGUGUGCUGCUUUUCAUCAAGCAGAAUCCAAAACUAUAGACUUAGCCUCGUUACAGAGUGUUUUUUAUUUCCUGUUGGUCGGACUGUUUCUGGCUGCUAUUACCUUAUUGGUCGAGUUCCUUUCGCAUUCCAAUUAUAACAAGUUUUUGUUAAAAUUUGUGAAGAAGAGAAAUGAGUAG